Messenger RNA from Anneissia japonica, 1626 nucleotides. RefSeq lists its product as uncharacterized. The record is from RefSeq and is a predicted model, not a curated record. The coding region runs from base 339 to 1121 and encodes 260 amino acids. Gene Ontology annotation, molecular function: growth factor activity. Gene Ontology annotation, cellular component: membrane. NCBI's taxonomy places the organism in Eukaryota, Metazoa, Echinodermata, Crinoidea, Comatulida, Comatulidae. The transcript is spliced from 5 exons.
AUUUGAUGUCGCGGAGGUUUCGGAAAAGCCACAAAACACCAAAGAACCGCAGGAUCCGCCAGAAUCUCAUUAUAACUUCCUCUUACCGGAGCUGUAUUGAAAUCGGAAGCUUUAAAUAGAGAAUAUAUGUACACCCUGGAUUCUCUUGCUAACUCUGUACCACAUAUCGACUGCUUUUUGAGGUCUAUAUUACGUAAAUUCUGUUACUUCGAACGAAACGCUAUAAUCUAUACUUUAUCUUCUGUAAAAAAUAGCACUUUCCACAGCCAUCGGUUUUUCUUUUUUUUUGUUUUUUUUUUUGGAGCUGUUUAUAGCACAGAUUACUCUAUCAAGCAAACAUGUUCAAGAAAUCGAUGAAAUUCGUAGUCGUCUGUAUCAUCCUUGAUGCCGUUUUGUGCAAUCCAAUUCAAGAAACUGGCCUUCCGUAUACGCGUGCAACUAAAACAGCUGAUAUCAGCAAUACAUUGGAAGAACGUGCAACUAUUCCACCGGUCACGAUUCGCAAAACUUUAGAUGUUUACUCACAGCAGAAAGAUUUAAACGAUCUAUAUAUGAGGAUGGCGGGAACGAGUUGCGGCAAGCCAAGAUUAAAACUCAUCAACAUAUAUCAGGAACUUAACGUUGUAAGGGAAUUUGGCUAUAGUAUAUAUCCAGAAUGUGAACUGAUCCAAAGAUGUGAAGGAAGCGGAUGUUGCGGGAGUGUUGUAUCAGUAUGUGUUGCCGUCGAGAGAAGAAAUGUUUCUAUUAAGGUUCUAACGAAUUUGAGUGAUCCAGCGAAACCACCUUAUUUCCAGAACAUAAAUUUAGUAUCAGAUACAAAAUGUGCAUGUCGGCAAACUGUAUUACCCGAAAGAGCCUGUGCUGCACACAAGAAGCUGUCCGGAGAUGAGUGCGUCUGUCGUCAGCCAUGUGCGGCGCCCUUUAUACAAGAUCCAGAAACAUGCGAAUGUGCAUGUGACCAACAGUUAGAAGAAAAAAGGUGCAACAAAAUUUUAAACGGCGAAAGAUAUAUGGGAGGAAGUCAUUGCCAAUGUGUCCAAAAUGGAGAAUGUCGACCAAUUCAAUGCAAUGAAGGUUUAAUAUUCAACUCAAGAAUAUGUAAAUGUGAAACAAAAUACUGAGCUAUUUUAAUACAAUGGUAACGAUAAUCUAACUUGCAAUAACCGUUAUACCAACACCAACGAUCGAUACCAAAACCAAUGGUGCGCAUAUGGUGGUGAAUGGUAUAAGCACCAGUGAGUUAAUAAACAGGAUUUCUGCCCAGUAGCCUACCAGUUAUUGGUGACACAAAAGUAACCAUUAAUACAAUGGUAACUAUAACACGGCGAUCGAUACCAGAACCAAUGAUGCAAAUAAUGGUGGUGGUACCUGGUAUAAGCACCUGUAUGCUAAGAAAAAAUAUUUCUGCCCAGUAGCCUACAAGUUAACCACAAAAGUAACCAUUGAUAAAAUGCUAACGAUGAUAAAACCUGCAAUACGAUCGAUACCAAAACCAUUGGUGCAAACACGGUGGUACUUGAUACAAGAAUACUAAGAAAUAAAGCCAUAUUGUAAAUAUAGUACUGUAUGUAUAUUAAGCCCUGUCCAGACAGUCAAAUCUUAUGUGAAAAAAAAAAAAAAAAAAAA